UACGGGCUGUUCUAUUAUUUAUAUUUUUUUUUGUAAUUGAACGGAAUAUUUCUCCAUACCGCCCCAUCUUGCCUUAUGCUCCUGCCGUCCCCAACUCCCAAUCGGCCUAUCCUAUUCCAUUUUCUUCAAAUACAAUAUACAUUUACACACUCAAGAAGAAGACGAUGAACCAUUUCCUACCGGCCAGGUUCUUAGGGUUUGUGCCUUUUCGGUGAUGAAAUUCAUUAAAAAGGGAAUUUAAAGCUUUUGAUUUUGAUGUAAAUCGUUUCCAACAUAUGUUUGUGAAGAUCAGAUUCAGAAGUCUAUAAGACCCCAGUAAGCCAAUAUGCAGAUGGGAUGUAACUCAGAUGAGAAGAGCUGCUGUCGUGAGUAUGGAUGCUCAUAUUUGUAAAGCCUGUAAUCCUUGUUCAGUACUUGAUGGAUGACCUGUCUGCGGGAAUUACUAAUUAGAAUGUUAGCAUAUUGACCAGACAAAGGUUUUCAUAGAAGCAGCGAAGGUAAUGAGAAUGGCGACAUUGGAGUUUUUGAAGUCACUUCAAGGAUUAAAAAUAUAUAAUUUUAAUUUUUGAUGCCCCAUAAAAGUCUGAACUCUAAAUCCGCCACUAGCGACUACUACCUACAAAAUUUAUGUCAUAACUCAUAACCACCCCAAAUAGAACGAACAAAAGUUGACCCGCGUUCCGCCCUAGUCGUACGAGCUACAAAGCGCUAAAAAUCAAACGAAAACCCUUGAAAACAGGGUCUGGAAUCUGGGAAAGUGGUGUUCAUCUUAGCUUCAUUAUGAAAUGGCAACCUCCAUUUCCAAAACUUUGACUAAAAACAUUCGCUUCAUCAUCUCAUCUAGCCCUUCAUCUUCCCUUUCACUACCUCGUUACUUUUCUACUUCAUCUGCAUCAACAAUCUCUUCCAUUGAUGGCUCUCCUCAAAAUCCAUGUCCUCAAUUUCAACCUCAAGCAAAAGAGAAAGGAAUAUGGUCCAAGAUGUUUCUCUUUCUUCCUGGGGCUAUUGCUUUUGGUCUUGGCACUUGGCAGAUCUUCCGACGACAUGAUAAGAUCAAAAUGUUGGAGUACAGAAAAGAAAGGUUGGAAAUGGAGCCUAUUCAAUUCAAUGCUAUAGCUCCUAAUGAAAAUUCAAAUACUUUGGAGUUCCAAAAGGUGGUCUGCAUAGGCGUUUUUGAUGAGAAGAAGUCAAUAUUCGUGGGUCCCCGCUCUAGAAGUAUAUCCGGAAUUACAGAAAAUGGAUACUACCUUGUAACACCCCUUGUGCCUAUUACCAGUAAUCUUGACAGUGUCCAGUCCCCCGUAUUAGUGAAUAGGGGAUGGGUCCCGCGAAGCUGGAGGGACAAGGCACUUGAAUCUUCUCAAGAUGUUGAAGAAGCUAAAGAUUUGCCUAGCACUGCUUCAUCAACUGGUGAAAAGCAUUAUUUUUGGCGAUUUUGGUCUAAAACACCCCUACCCACAGAGGUGAAAGAUCAAGCUCCAUCUGUUAGUCCAGUAGAAGUAGUCGGUGUGAUUCGUGGGAGUGAGAAGCCAAGCAUUUUUGUUCCAGAAAAUGAUCCUGCCUCUGGUCAGUGGUUUUUUGUUGAUGUUCCUGCUAUUGCCCAUGCAUCUGGUCUUCCUCAGAAUACAGUCUAUAUUGAAGAUAUUAAUGAAAACGUUAGCCCUAGCAAUCCAUACCCUAUUCCAAAAGAUGCUGGAACUUUAAUUCGCAGCUCAGUCAUGCCUCAAGAUCAUUUAAAUUACACAUUGACAUGGUAUUCUCUAUCAGCUGCUGUGACAUAUAUGGCUUACAAGAGAUUGAAGCCUAGAAGAACUUGGAGAUAGUUCCCGAGUUAUGGACGUCUUUCGACGUGUUACUAAACGUUUUGAUCAUGUUCAAGUACACUGAAGUUAAGGUGCUGUCAAAUCAAUUACAGAUACCUUUGGUCACCAUAGUAGGGUUUGUCUUACUAUUGUCACUCGUCUUCCCUGGUAACUUCCAAGGGUGACCCUGCAAAGUUUGUUGAGCAGACAUUCAGAAACUGAAACUCGCUAGAAAAUUUUGAUUUGAAACACUAGAUUGACGUAGUUAUCUUCAUAUAUCAGCUAAACAAAGAUGUGCAUAAGCUGUACUGGUUUGCAGAACUGUGGGCAUCUGGCCUUCAAGAAAUGAACUCAGGCAGAUGCUCAUAUGAACCUAUAGCGGAUGUCGAAUAUAUAUUUUUGAUUCCGGAAUUUAAGAAAUGAACUAAGGCAUUUGCCUCAUUGGUUACAUCAAAUAUGCAAUAAAUGAAAAAUGUUCUUGUCAA
This is a messenger RNA of Amaranthus tricolor (Joseph's coat), 2287 nucleotides long. RefSeq names its product surfeit locus protein 1-like. The transcript is spliced from 9 exons. The record is from RefSeq and is a predicted model, not a curated record. NCBI's taxonomy places the organism in Eukaryota, Viridiplantae, Streptophyta, Magnoliopsida, Caryophyllales, Amaranthaceae. Bases 786 to 1823 code for a protein of 345 amino acids. Gene Ontology annotation, cellular component: membrane.